UCUCUCACACACACACUCUCUCUCUCUCUCUCUGUCCGCUUGUCUCCUCGUCCCUGCCUUUCUGCGUAUCUGUCUUUCUCUCUCCCUCAGUCUCCUGGACCACCCGCCCCUCUCAUCCUCCUCCCCGCCUCCCCCCGAGCGCAGCCAGGAUGUUCCACACGCCGAGCCUGGAGCCCGUGUCCCUGAACGUCGGCGGCACCGUCUACACGACCAACGGCGAGACGCUGAGCCGCUUCCCGGACUCCAUGCUGGGCGCGAUGAUCCGGGGGCAGCUCCCGAGCAGCCGAGACCCAGCGGGGAACCUCUUCAUCGACCGCGACGGGAAGACCUUCCGGCACAUCCUCAACUACCUGCGGUCCUCGCAUCUCGACCUGCCCGCGGAUUACAAGGAGAUGAGCCUGCUGCGGAGGGAGGCGGAUUUCUACCAAAUUCAGCCGCUCCUGAGGGAUCUGAGCGACCGCAGCCUCAACCUGGGCAAUGCGCUCCUCCAGUGCAACCUCCUGUCCCACACACAGACCCUCCACUUUACCCUGAAGGAGGGACCCCUCAACUACGCCCUCUCCACCUGCCCCGUCACCACCUACCAAGCGCAGGUCUUCUGCACCUGCCCCUCCGUCAUCGCCCUCCUGCGAGAGGGGCUGGAGCUGAGCCCGGACCCUUCCCCCGGGGCCGGUGGUAGCCCCCCUCCUCCUCGCCACCGCCUGCAGCUCGAGUGGACCCCAACAGCCCCCGAUCUGCCGGCGGCCGAGUACUCCCGGCAGGGCUUCCGCCGCCUCCUCACCCGUCCCGAGGGCCGGGAGCUGCCGGACGCCCGCAGCCUGGUGGAAGAGGUACUCCGCCUGGCCCUGAGCCGCGGCUUUCGCCUCGACUACGCCACCCCGCUUCCCUCGGAUGUGCUGGGCUGCACGGCGCUCCGCUUCGUCCGGUACUGAGACCCGGGGAGGGGGCUGCAAUGUGCGGGAGGUGGGAGAGAUCCAGGGAGAAGGAAGGCUCGGAUACCCCUCUCCUCCGUUCGGUUGGGGGGUGGUCGUCACAGGGAGGGUAUCGGAGAACGAUAUAGAGAGGGGAGGCGUCUCCGGAGGGGAUUCCGGGUGCAGGGACUCGAAAUAGGAGGGAAGUGCUAUCGGGAAGGGAGGGAGUGGAGUUAGAGAAAUAGACUAGGACUGUAAAGUUAAGAUCCCUAAUGCUCCACCGUCCCAUCACACACUCCCAGGGUCAGGCACAGAGUGAAGCUCCCUCUACACUGUCCCAUCACACACUCCCAGGGUCAGGCACAGAGUGGAGCUCCCUCUACACUGUCCCAUCACACACUCCCAGGGUCAGACACAGAGUGAAACUCCCUCUACACUGUCCCAUCACACACUCCCAGGGUCAGUCACAGAGUCAAGCUCCCUCUACACUGUCCCAUCACACACUCCCAGGGUCAGUCACAGAGUCAAGCUCCCUCCACACUGUCCCAUCACACACUACCAGGGUCAGACACAGAGUGAAGCUCCCUCUACACUGUCCCAUCACACACUCCCGGGGUCAGACACAAAGUGAAACCGCUUUUACACACACACACACACACACACACAUCGACGCACUUGAUUUCAGAACAUAACCACCUGUGAAACAGUGAAUCAGCUGUUUGAACGACCCAGUAACUCUCUUCUGGGGUUUAUACCCCGUGAGCUUCUCCCCCUCUCCCUCCCGCCUCCACCCCUACCGCCGCAGUACUGCAUGUCCCCUCCCCGUCGCUCGGCUCGAUCUCCGCGGUCGGGAGCGAGCUCCACCCUCCCUCUUCUCUCCAGCUGAAGAGCCCCGAGCAUCCUCCGUGACGCGACGUUCCAGGGUCUCGCACAGCCCGAAGCGGCUCUCUAACACCGGCCGGUCGGAACCGACCCCGCCUCGCCACGGUAGGAUCUCCCCCUCAGCCCGCAGUGGCUGGCGGCUGUGCUCGGCGGAAGGACCCCGAGGCGCGGGGGAGAUACCUGGAGCGGGAACACCGACACACUUAGGGACCACAGCACUGCGACGCCCCUCCCUGUCACCAGGACUGUGUUCUUGGAUUGGUUUGGGCAACGAAGGGUUAACGCUCUUACCAACUCG
Hypanus sabinus (Atlantic stingray) is the source of this 2091-nucleotide messenger RNA. Its product is annotated as BTB/POZ domain-containing protein KCTD21-like. NCBI's taxonomy places the organism in Eukaryota, Metazoa, Chordata, Chondrichthyes, Myliobatiformes, Dasyatidae. Gene Ontology annotation, biological process: protein homooligomerization. The transcript has a single exon. Gene Ontology annotation, molecular function: protein binding. The coding region runs from base 150 to 932 and encodes 260 amino acids. The record is from RefSeq and is a predicted model, not a curated record.